UAAUAAAGUAUCUGUCUGUCUCUGUCUAUCAAAAAACAACAACUUUUGUUUGUUUGAAAAAUAUUGUAUGUAUUCUUGUACACCUGAACAAAAUAAUGGUAAAAGUAGAAACUGGCAAAGUACUGAGUUUUUGAUGUGAAGUUAUGGAAAUGAUUUGAAAAUACAGAAUGAACUUUAACUUUAGAAGAAUGUCAUCAACUGCACCUUAUCAGUCUGUCCUCCUCCUCCUCCUCCUCCUCAGGUCCAGAGACUAUGACGGCUACGUGUCCUCCCUGCUCCUCCCAGUGGAGGCGCGGCGCUCCUCUUUGGCUCUGAGAGCCUUUAAUGUGGAGCUGGCACAGGCAGGUGAAGGACUCUGUUUCCCAGAAGACCAUUGGGUUGAUGCGAAUGCAGUUCUGGAAGGCGGCCAUCGAAGAAAUCUACAGAGACGAGCCUCCGAACCAGCCGGUCAGCACCGAGUUGUGGAGGGCGGUGAGGAAACAUUACCUGACAAAGAGAUGGCUGCUGAGGAUCAUAACAGAGAGAGAGACGGGUCUGGAUGACCGAGCCUACAGAAACCUGCAGGAGCUGGAGACGUACUCGGAGAACACACAGUCCUCUUUAAUUUACCUGCUGCUGGAGUGUUUAGGGUUGAAAAACGUCCACGCCGACCACGCAGCGAGCCACAUCGGUAAAGCUCAGGGGAUCGUGACGUGUCUGAGGGCGACUCCGUAUCACAGCAGCCGACGCAAAGUCUACCUUCCCAUGGACGUCUGCAUGCUGCACGGAGCUUCUCAAGAGGACUUCAUCCGAGGCAGCCGGGAGGAGAACGUCCGGGACGUCGUGUACGACAUCGCCAGUCAGGCUCACCUACAUCUACAACACGCACGAUCAUUUAGCAACAACGUCCCAAAAGCUGCCAAUCUGGCCUUCCUCCAGACGGUGGUGUUGGAGGACUACCUGCAGCGAGUGAGGAGGGCAGAUUUUGAUAUUUUCCACCCGAAUCUGAAGAAGAGAAACCCCCUCGUCCCCUUCCAGCUGUACCUCCGGUCCUGGAAGAAGUCCUACUGACGUCAGCCCUUCCUCCUCCUCUUCCUCCUGUGAUGCUGCCUCUUUGGGGGAUUCUGCCUCGAAGACUUUCAGGAGGUUGACAGAGAAAUCUAGACUUGUUUUGAACCACAGUGAAGUCUGCCUCCUCAAUAAAACCACAAACCUCCUCCGGCUCUCACACCAGCCAGAGUUCCCAGGAGACCAGUGUUUCCACCACAAUACAAUAUUAUGUUCCCUGAAUGUACGAGUGUAAUUUCACCAGAUGUUUUAUGCAAAAAUAAAGGAUAAUUUUGGUGUA
Molecule: messenger RNA, 1327 nt
Organism: Anarrhichthys ocellatus (wolf-eel)
Lineage: Eukaryota; Metazoa; Chordata; Actinopteri; Perciformes; Anarhichadidae
Gene: ndufaf6
Product: NADH:ubiquinone oxidoreductase complex assembly factor 6
Exons: 8
Coding region: 325-1050 (241 amino acids)
Biological process (GO): biosynthetic process; mitochondrial respiratory chain complex I assembly
Cellular component (GO): mitochondrion
Source: RefSeq, a predicted model, not a curated record